AGUGAUGUAUGUGAAAAAAGUGAGAGAAUUGAGGAAAAGACAGAUUUUGUAAUUUUUUGAAAUGAUAGAUAAUAAUAGAAAAUAGGGUAAAAAAAUGUGUAAUUAGAUAAUUUUUUGAAUAAAAUAUGGUAUUUGUGCAAAUCAGGCCAAGAGGAAGGUCCAUAGCCCCAAAGAACAAAAUUGAAGUAAAAUUAGCAACUGAGCGGUUGUGUGCAAAAGAGGAAAGACAGAAACCACCAUCACCAUGAGCAGAGAAGAAAACGAAGAAGAUGAUAUAAUAUGCUUGGACGAAUCUUUCUUCGUCAAUGACGACUACCAGAUUACAGAUUUUACAUUUGGGCCUCAUGUUCUUCAGCUUUACUGCCUCCAAUCUUCUUCAACUGAUUUUGAUUUGACAGGACAGUUGGUGUGGCCUGGGGCAGUGCUGUUGAAUGAUUAUCUUACAAAGAAUGCUAACAUGCUCCAAGGAUGUUCUAUCAUUGAACUAGGUUCUGGUGUUGGUAUAACUGGAGUACUCUGCAGUAGAUUCUGUCGUGAAGUAGUGAUGACAGAUCAUAAUGAUGAAGUUCUCAAGAUUCUGAAGAAAAACAUAAAGCUGCAGGAAUCUUCAAAUGAUUCUAUGUGUUGUACAGAAUUAAAAGCUGAGAAGCUGGAAUGGGGUAACUCUGAUCAGCUGAAUUGCAUAUUACAGGAGCAUCCAGAAGGAUUUGAUUUAGUCCUUGGAGCUGACAUUUAUAUCCUAGUUGAUUUUUCUCCUAACUGCCUUAAUUGGUUCUCUUUUUGUAUAUGUCUGACUUAAUUUGAAGCUAACAACAUCAUGCCAAUUGCCAGCCUAUGAUUAACUUACCCAUUCCUCUUUGAGGUUGGAAAUCGUCUUUCGGAUUGGAUACAUGUAUCUGGAAAUGUUUGGCAGUAAUGAACUAGCUCCUUUCUUUUCAGUAAUACUUGGAAAAUUCCAAUUCAUUGGGCCUAUAAGAUAUGAAUAUCUUUCUCUCCUUGGAUGUCUUUUAAAGUCAGAUAAGUAUUUUGGUUCUCUGUCCUUGCCUUGGCACCUGAAAAAAACCUGUUGUCAAAUCUAUUGAUCUACAUUUGAAACCUAUUAGCAACUAUAUUGUCUUAACUGAAAAAUGAUUGAAUUACAUACAUAGUUUUUGUUACUUUACCUCAUUUGGAUCAUAUCAUAGUCUAGAAAGAAUAGUGUAUCCCUUGACAAGCUUUAAGUUUUCAGCAGGUAAAUGUUCCUUUGCUUUUUGAUACUGUUGAGCGGCUACUUAGAGAUCAUGGCCAGAACAAAUGCAAAUUUAUUUUGGCCUAUGUUUCACGAGCAAAAGUGAUGGAUGCUAUGGUCAUCAAUGAAGCAAUUCGGCAUGGUCUGCAGAUAAAUGAAGUUUCUGGGACUCGACGUAUUAUCAAGAAUCUUGAAGGAGUUAUAUUUGAGAUUACGACUAAUCACUAGAGUUGGCAAUUAGGAGUUUCUUCAGCACCAUUUGAGUGGAAAACUACACAGUUUUAAGGAGCACAGAGAAAAUGUUACUCUGUGAACAAUGCAAGAAGCUCUAGUUGCCAUCAAAACUUGGUUUUCUGUGUAAUUUUGACAUUCUAGGCAACAAAAAAAAGAUGCAUCAAGUCCUCAAAAAGAAUCUUGUAAUGUAUCAUUUUUUUCCCUUUAUAACUCUUCUUUUAUCUAUCGGAAACAACCUUCUAUCCCACAAAGGUAAGGGUAACGUUUGCGUACAUGCUACCCUCCCCAUACCCCACUUGUUGGAUUAUAUUGUCUUAUGAUGAUGAUGUUUAUAGCUCUUCUUUUG
Messenger RNA from Solanum dulcamara, 1808 nucleotides. RefSeq lists its product as uncharacterized. Gene Ontology annotation, biological process: protein methylation. Gene Ontology annotation, molecular function: protein methyltransferase activity. NCBI's taxonomy places the organism in Eukaryota, Viridiplantae, Streptophyta, Magnoliopsida, Solanales, Solanaceae. Bases 245 to 799 code for a protein of 184 amino acids. Gene Ontology annotation, cellular component: nucleus. The record is from RefSeq and is a predicted model, not a curated record. The transcript is spliced from 7 exons.